Molecule: messenger RNA, 4866 nt
Organism: Carica papaya (papaya)
Lineage: Eukaryota; Viridiplantae; Streptophyta; Magnoliopsida; Brassicales; Caricaceae
Source: RefSeq, a predicted model, not a curated record
AGAACUGGGUCACACUUUAACGUACAGAUUAUAGCACGAGAAGAGACUCUCUCAGGAGAGCUAAAAAACAACUUCACUUUGUGGAGAGAGAAAAAUAGAAGAAUAGAAAUGGCAUGGAAGAGAGAGAGAGAGAGCGCCAUUAAUGUAGAGCUCGACUACCAAGUUGGAUGAACAGAACUUAAAGUGGCUCGCACAUUAUACACAUAACACGCACACACAACACUCACAACCUCUCCUCUCUCGUUUCUCUAUCCACUGCUAGAUUUAUGUAUAUAGAUAUAUCCUUCUUUUGUUAGGGUUUUCGUAGUUGUUUUUGAGAUUUGGAUGCAAUGUGGAACUCCGCGGAGAACGUAUUCGCGAGGUCGACGUCGUUUAGGGAGGAAGGAGAGGACGAGGAGGCGCUGCGAUGGGCGGCGUUGGAACGGCUGCCAACCUACGCGCGUGUCCGUAGGGGCAUUUUCAAGGAUAUGGUUGGUGAUUUCAAGGAGGUGGACGUAAGCGAGCUCCGGGCUCCCGACCACCGCGUCAUCCUUGACCGACUUGUCAACUCUGUCGAUCAUGAUCCCGAGAGCUUUUUCUAUCGCAUGAGGAAGAGAUUCGACGCAGUAGAUUUGGAAUUUCCCAAGAUUGAAGUUCGAUUUCAGAAUCUGACAGUUGAGUCUUUUGUUCAUGUUGGAAGCAGAGCACUACCAACUAUUCCUAAUUUUAUCUUCAAUGUUUCCGAGGCAUUAUUAAGGCACUUGCGGCUUUACCGAGGGAAGAGAAGCAAGUUGACAAUCUUAGAUGACCUCAGUGGUAUUAUUAGACCUUCAAGAUUGACACUUCUACUUGGUCCUCCAAGUUCUGGAAAGACAACGUUGCUUUUAGCUCUUGCCGGACGCCUUGGGCCUGGCCUGCAGACAUCAGGGAGAAUCACAUACAAUGGACAUAGUUUAAGUGAGUUUGUUCCUCCAAGGACAUCUGCUUAUGUCAGCCAACAGGACUGGCAUGUGGCAGAGAUGACAGUGCGAGAAACUCUUGAGUUUGCAGGUCGCUGUCAAGGUGUUGGAUUUAAAUACGAUAUGCUUUUGGAACUUGCAAGAAGAGAAAAGAUGGCUGGAAUAAAACCUGAUGAAGACCUGGACAUAUUUAUGAAGGUAAUAGUACUCUGAAGUGCUAAAAUAAAUCUGGCAAAGAUUUUAGGGUUGGAUAUAUGUGCUGACACGUUGGUGGGAGAUGAAAUGCUUAAGGGAAUUUCUGGGGGCCAGAAGAAGAGGCUCACAACAGCUGAACUAUUAGUUGGCCCAGCUAGGGUCCUUUUCAUGGAUGAAAUAUCUAAUGGGCUUGAUAGUUCGACCACCCAUCAUAUAAUCAAGUAUCUUAGUCAUUCUACCCGUGCACUUGAUGGGACUACUGUUAUAUCUCUGCUUCAACCUGCUCCCGAGACUUAUGCAUUGUUUGAUGACAUUAUACUUCUAUGUGAGGGCCAGAUUGUCUACCAGGGGCCCCGUGAUGCUGUUCUCGAUUUCUUUUCGUUUAUGGGGUUCAGUUGUCCUGAAAGGAAGAAUGUGGCAGACUUCUUGCAAGAAGUUACAUCAAAGAAGGACCAAGAACAGUACUGGUCUGCUCCUUUCCGUCCUUAUCGCUACAUACCUCCAGGAAAAUUUGCUGAAGCUUUUCGUUCAUAUCAUACUGGGAAGAAUUUGUUUGGGGAAUUGCAUAUCCCAUUUGAUAGACGUUAUAAUCAUCCAGCUGCUUUGUCAACUUCUCACUAUGGUGUGACAAAGAGAGAACUUCUCAAGGCCAAUUAUCAGUGGCAAAGACUGCUAAUGAAGCGGAACUCUUUUAUUUAUGUUUUUAGAUUUAUUCAGCUUCUUUUGGUUGCCUUGAUCACCAUGACAGUUUUUAUGAGGACAACAAUGCACCACAAUACAAUUGAUGAUGGAAAUUUGUAUCUUGGAGCACUAUACUUUUCUAUGGUCAUUAUUCUCUUCAAUGGCUUUACUGAGGUUUCAAUGUUGGUUGCCAAACUGCCAGUGCUUUACAAGCAUAGGGAUUUAUGCUUCUACCCUAGCUGGGCUUAUACGCUUCCUUCAUGGGCCUUAAGUGUCCCAACUUCUCUCAUGGAGUCUGCUCUCUGGGUGGCAGUUACAUACUAUGCAAUUGGAUAUGAUCCUGAGGUUACUCGAUUUUUUCGGCAAUUCUUGUUGUUUUUCUCUCUGCAUCAGUUGUCUAUUGGCCUCUUUCGUGUUAUUGGUUCUCUAGGCCGAAAUAUGAUAGUUGCCAACACUUUUGGAUCCUUUGCAAUGUUAGUAGUUAUGGCUCUUGGAGGAUUCAUCAUUUCAAGAGAUCGUAUACCCAGUUGGUGGAUUUGGGGUUACUGGAUUUCUCCAUUGAUGUAUGCUCAAAAUGCAGCUUCUGUGAAUGAGUUUCUUGGUCAUUCUUGGGAUAAGAGAUUUGCGACCAAUAUUGAUGUAUCUCUGGGUGAGAAGCUAUUAAGAGAACGUGAUUUUCCUGAGAGCUACUGGUAUUGGAUUGGCAUUGGUGCUUUACUUGGAUACACAGUUCUGUUCAAUAUCCUGUUUGCAUUCUUCCUGGCUUUUCUUAAUCCUUUGGGAAAGCUGCAAGCUGUUGUCUCCAAGGAAGAGCUUCAGGAGAGAGACAAAAGAAGGAAAGGUGAAAAUGUUGUCAUUGAACUGAGAGAGUACUUGCAGUAUUCAGGCUCUGCUAAUGGUAAAUAUCUUACGCAAAGAGGCAUGGUUCUGCCUUUUCAACCACUUUCAAUGUCUUUCAGCAAUAUCAAUUACUUUGUAGAUGUCCCCUUGGAAUUGAAACAACAAGGAGUAACAGAAGAUAGAUUACAGUUGUUGGUUAAUGUUACUGGAGCAUUUAGACCUGGUGUGCUUACAGCAUUGGUUGGAGUCAGUGGUGCUGGGAAAACUACCCUAAUGGAUGUUUUAGCUGGUAGAAAAACUGGUGGGGUAAUAGAAGGGAGCAUGCAUAUAUCUGGUUAUCCCAAAAAACAGGAAACUUUUGCAAGAAUUUCAGGCUACUGUGAGCAGAAUGACAUUCAUUCCCCAUGCUUAACUGUUCUGGAGUCACUUCUCUUCUCUGCCUGGCUCCGGUUACCUUCAGAUGUCAACUUGGAGACACAAAGGGCAUUUGUUGAGGAGGUUAUGGAACUUGUAGAGCUGACUCCACUAAGUGGAGCAUUGGUUGGCCUACCUGGAAUAGAUGGUUUGUCAACAGAACAACGAAAAAGGUUGACCAUUGCUGUUGAAUUGGUUGCCAAUCCUUCUAUAGUGUUCAUGGAUGAGCCCACAUCAGGCUUGGAUGCAAGAGCUGCAGCCAUUGUGAUGAGAACUGUGAGAAAUAUUGUUAAUACUGGGCGAACAAUUGUCUGCACAAUUCAUCAGCCUAGCAUAGACAUUUUUGAAUCCUUUGAUGAGCUUUUGCUUAUGAAGCGUGGUGGAGAGCUUAUAUAUGCUGGUCCACUUGGCCUGAAUUCCUGUGAGCUUAUAAAGUACUUUGAGGCAGUUGAAGGAGUGCAAAAGAUCAGUCCUGGGUAUAAUCCUGCUGCAUGGAUUCUUGAGGUUACUUGUUCAGCUGAAGAGCACCGUCUGGGUGUUGAUUUUGCUGAAGUUUACCGAAAUUCAGAUCUAUUUCAACGUAAUAGAGAGUUGGUUGAAAAUCUUAGCAAGCCUAAUAGCAGUUCCAAGGAACUGGAGUUUCCAACUAAAUAUGCUCAGCCAUUCUUCAACCAGUUCUUAGCCUGUCUGUGGAAGCAGAAUCUGUCAUACUGGCGGAACCCACAAUACACAGCAGUUCGCUUCUUCUACACUGUUGUUAUCUCACUGAUGCUUGGUACAAUAUGUUGGGGAUUUGGUUCAAAAAGGGAAAUGCAGCAAGACCUUUUCAAUGCCAUGGGUUCCAUGUAUGCAGCAAUCUUGUUUAUUGGGAUAACUAAUGGUACUGCUGUCCAACCUGUUGUUUCUAUAGAAAGAUCUGUUUCAUAUAGAGAGAGAGCUGCAGGGUUGUAUUCCGCGCUUCCAUUUGCAUUUGCUCAGGUUUUUAUCGAGUUUCCUUAUGUGUUUGCACAAUCACUUAUUUACAGCACAAUCUUUUACUCUAUGGCUUCCUUCGAGUGGACUGCUUCAAAAUUCAUUUUUUACAUAUUCUUCAUGUACUUUACAAUGCUAUACUUUACCUUCUAUGGAAUGAUGACCACUGCUGUGACCCCGAAUCAUCAAGUUGCCGCUAUCAUCGCCGCUCCAUUUUACAUGCUUUGGAACCUUUUCAGUGGUUUUAUGAUCUCUCACAAGAGAAUACCCAUAUGGUGGAGAUGGUACUACUGGGCAAAUCCCAUAGCCUGGACUCUAUACGGCCUCUUGACUUCACAGUAUGGUAAUGAUGAUAGACUUGUGACGCUAUCGGAUGGAAUUACCCGUGUACCAACAAGGCAGUUGCUGAAAGAUGUUCUUGGAUAUAGACAUGAUUUCUUGGGUAUAGCUGGUAUUAUGGUCUUCGGCUUUUGCAUUUUUUUCGCUCUGAUAUUUGCUUUUGCAAUAAAAGCCUUCGUCUUCCAGAAGAGAUGACAAGCUGGUUGGAGUUAGACGGAGUCAAAAGUAACCUUCAUUUGGGUAAUUGUCUGCAUGGCAAGUAAAUAUGUUGCCUAUUGAGUGGUAAAACCAAGGUGAAUUCUUUUAAGGUACGUAUAUGGCGUAUUCUAGGAUUUUCUACUAGUUUUUGUCAUUGAGAGGAUGCAGGAAUCUCUCAUUGUAAGUAUAACGCAAAUUAUAUUUGGCAAUUCAGCAAGGGGGAAAACUACAAAACUAAAUAAACGGCAUAUAGAUACAUGUUAUACAAUACUGCAACUUCUUCGGGGAA